AUUCGCUGAAAGCGUUUGGUACUUGUUUACGGAAAAUGCGGCAUCCGCAAGUGGUAACUGAGUGACCGUUGACCCAAACGCAAGGAUAUUAUACUCUAAAGCAUACUUGCAACUUAGCAAACGAACUCAUAGUUAAUUGUUGACAGUGUUGAACAAAAGUGAGUUUUUAGUGCAUUUUUUUACUACAACAAAAAUCUAAAAAUUUAAUUAUUUUGAAAUUGUUUUUUUUUUUUGUGAAAAAUAAGGAGCAACGAAAUUAAGCUCAAACAAAACGGAAAGGAAAUAAUUUUUCCUGAGAACCUUUUUACACAUUUUAAUUAGCCGCUGUGCUAAGAAAACAAACAACAACAAUAACGAAGUCGAAAGCUUCGACGCAGUGACUUACGAAUUCACCAGAGUGCCGAAAACUAAAGAUUCUCUGCGCUGUGUAUUUACGCAAAGCAAUUCGUUAUCCUUGUUGCGCUACAACAACACAGCUCACUUCAAGUAGAAGAAAAAAUAAAAAAUAAUAGCUACAACAACAAUAAUUUUGUAUAAUAUCUAGAAUCAAAUAAAGUAAAUAACGCUAAACUUGAAGCGAAAGACAAAUUCCAAAGUGCUUUCCUCAGAAAACAGCAACAACAAACAAAAUAAAAAAUAACAUAAAAUCAUCAACAGCAAAUAACUCAGCUAAGUGCAAGAGCAUUCCGUGCGUCCAACGCUGCAACAGGAUCGGUUUUCAUGCGGCGGCCGUUGAACAACAACAGUUUGUCUUUAAAAUUUUUUUCUUCUUUUUACAGAUUUUCCAUUAUUUUCACUGUUUUAUGUGGACCCAGCGAGCAGAGCUACUAACUUUCGGUACACAAUAUUUAUAAAUAUUUAAUAAGGCAUUUGAAGGCAACAAAAAAACACUUUUGUUAAGCAGUAACAUAAACACAAAAGGCAAAGAUAACACAAAGGAGAAGAAGACUACCGAAAAAUAAAGCAAAGUCGCCAAAUCAAGGAAGAAGAAACGAUUUUCAACAACAACAAACGAUUUUUACAAAGGGAAAAGAAUCACACUUUCAGUGUAACAGAAAUAUUCUGUUUUUUUUAGGUUUUUUGUGAGCGUGUGUGCAAAGUCGAAGGUUUUGUAAGCGCGAGGUCGAAUUAUCACGACCGCAGCGACAAUGCGUCCGAACGUGUUGUGGCUGCUGACAGCUGUCGGCCUGCUAGCAGUGACCACUCAAGCGGCGCACGUACGACAGGCGAGCAGUAGCAGCGGCGACGGCAGCAGCUAUGCAAAUGAUCCACGACCCGAUGCUGUGAACGAGGAAGAGAGCGAUACAUUGGGCACUGGUGGUGCCUACGAAUUUCGCCUGCCACAACCGCAGAUAAACAAACAACAGCAGCAACAGCGUCCGCAGCAGCAGCAGCAUAAAACAAAACGGCCCAACACCACCGCCACUUAUGUAACCACAACGAAAACGAGCAGCACCAGCAGUACUAGCGGUAGCACUGCUGAUAGCACAACCAAAUGGUCGACUAAACGUCCGGCGAGUUCCACCACCAACGCGAGUGGUAACAAAGUGACCAGUGCUACUUCCUCCGUCACCACGAUAGCAACUCAGCAGAGUCAGCAACCCGGAUUUGCCUACAAUGUUUCGGUGGCUCCCCAGCAGGCUUCCUAUCAGCUAACUACUCCAGUUGUGUCUAAUGACGAACCGGCGUUGACCCAUAGUAGUGAGAAUGAUGAUGAAUCGUCGAAGAAAAUUAUCGGUUCCAGUGUCGUCACAUCCGUUUCGGUUAUACUCAACGGCAACGAACCUGAGUUCACUGACGCCUUGGGUCACAAAGUGCCUAAACCACAGCCCUCACUACAGGUGGCGAGUCCCAUUGAUCUACUCAAUCCCGAUCGCUAUGAGUUCUACACGUUCGAUGAGAACGGUGAACUGGUAAAGCGUCUCAUGACCAUGGAGGAAAUACAGAGUAUUGUAGCAAAUGGGGACGGCGAAAACUCAUCAAUCGUGCAACAUGUGCCCGUAGACGACCGUGAGCCAGAAAAGAAUGUGCAGGAUAUUGUCGAUAGUGUACAAAAUGUGUUGAACAAGGAGGUGGAAUCGAAUAAGAACAUUUCAAAGGAUGCGCUACCUGCGUUGGAUACACCUGAUGUGACCUCAUCUUGGUCAAUGAUUUUGCCGGCGAUUUUCGGUAAUGGCGGCGGUGAUAUUUUCCCACAACAAAAGCCACAACAAAUUGUCAUGACACCGGACUCCGAGUUGCUGGAGGCCUCGACAACUGCAGCACCUGUUACGCAUGCCACCAAGCGACCCAAACCGAACAAGCGCAAGCCGGGACAAAAGCGUAAGACAACUACAGCGGCACCGACUACAACAUCCACCGCUAUGACACCACAAGUGGUACAAGAAGAACUAGGUCCAAAUGAGUCUGUCUACACCGGCAUGCAACAAUAUCAAAAUGUCGCAGCGAAUAUGCAACACUUUGAUGGUUUCUCACAGCUGCAAAUGCAACCAAUCUACCACAAACUACCCGAAUACACAGACGUGGAUACGACAACUCGACGCGUCUUCCUGAAUAACCAAGAAAUCAUACAAAGUGCAACGACAGCGCACCCGACCGCGGUAGCAGACAAGGAUGAAUUGGAUGAGGGUUAUGGCAAGAGACCGCCAGUUGUUGUGCAUAAGCGUCCAGCGGCGCCUCAUCGUCACAAGACACCGAAUGGUGUACAGAAUGAUAAUACGACUAAAAAGCCGCAAGGUGGUCACAAUAAGCAGAAGAUAAAGAAGAAGCCAACUACCACGACAACGCCCGAACCAACCACCACCUCAACAACCACACCAGAACCAACUACAACAACUACAACGACGACAACAACAACCACCACUACACCGGCACCAAUAACCACUACCCCAGAGCCGAUUACUAGCACAACCUCCCCAAGACCCAGCUCUACAACACCCAAAAAGAAGAAGAAGAAACCCACGCGUCAGCCCGGUCAAGGCAAUGGCAAACCACAUCAAACUGCAGAUAAGCGCAAACCAACUACUGGUAAGCCGCGUCCCACUGCAGGUAAUAAGCAUUCAACAGUCGCCGAUGUGUCCGCGCCCGUACCAACAAUCGUUGAGCCCACAAUCAGUAAGUAUAAUGCCACUGUGAGCCACAAGCCAAACAAAACUCGGCCACGUCCGCAUAAGAAGCCAGCAACUACUACUACAACACCGAAACCAACAACAACAACGCCAGAACCUAUAACAACAACCACUACUACAACACCAGAGCCCACGACUACUACAACGACAACGACGACCACUACACCGGCACCAACCACCACAACCCCAGAACCCACAACUAUUAUUUCUACAACAACAACAACAGAAAAUCAAUUAAUCGUGGAACAUUUCCCAGGUUAUCAUCCAAUACAUGUCAAGCCUUCACACGCCAACAAGCGCCCUGGCGUUUCGAGCUAUCCACUACCACACUACAAACCCGGACAUAUUGGACAUCAUGGUUCUGUUGAAAAUGACAGAACUGAUGAGGAAUCAGACUAUGGGCAAUUCAAGCGUAAGCCUCUGCCAUCACUUGCACAAAUCCAACAACAGCAUCAUAAGCCGUUGGAGAAGCCAUCAUCGUUGGAUGAUCAGCACACCAUGACGGCCUUCGAUCAAAUAAUGGAAUCACUCAAACAGGAACUAGCAAGCGAGAAUACCGAGACGGAUAUCAACGAGUCCAGUGCUUCUGAGAAACGACCUGUCGUAGAUAAACCAUCGGCAGAACCAUUAAGUGUUGAGUCUACAUCUUUUGAUAGUCCUGCGGUCAUCAAUACUGGUAGCAUUGAAAGCGGAACGCCUAAGGAAGAAAAUGUCAAUGCAGUGGACACAGUAAGCGUAGAACAAGAGGAAAUGACUUUAGUGGAGGAUAUCACCGAACAAUUACAAUUAAUUACUACAAUACGUCCACCAACAUUAGCCGCAACAUCCGAAGAGACAAUAAAAAAGGCAACUUCUUCACCAAAAAUAGAGAAUACAACCGAAGAGUUACCGGACACUACAAAUUUUUCGGAAUAUUCUACUGAAGAAAACGAAAAGGACGAAAAUGAAGCAGCAGCGACGGCGAUACUUGAGGACAAGCUAACAGAUAAUCACGAAGAAGAUUCGGCGCAUGUUGUUAAGUUUGAACCGCUUUAUGCUGAUGUACAAGAACCUAUUGUAAAUAACGUUCAAACAACAGCUGCACCCUACUACGAGACCACACUCGGCACAGUUGAUCACAAUAAUGAUGACACAACUGUUUUAGAAGUGAUCGACGAAGUGAAUGUACAGACCGACGACACUAAUAUUGCCGAUAGCAGUACCGAGUAUCAAAUACCCAUGCUGCCAGCAACACACAAAGUUGAUACCCUGAUUGCAGAAAAUCCCUUAACCACGGAACCACCACCACAGGUAGCCGAUCUUAAACCGUUCUUAAAUAUGGAUAUGUUAAAACCAACUGAUCAAAUAAAAAUGUCUGAAUUCCAAACGCAGGCGGCUACAGUAGCUUCAACGCUGGUCGAUGGCGCCAAUACAAUUGCUGCUGAUCAACUUAUGAGCUCCAAUGAGACGCGCAGCGAAAUUGACUUCCUAUUGUCUGAUGUACUUCAACAAAUGGCUGGAGUGGAGCCGGAUCCAUAUCGCCCCGACCCAAUGGAAGAUGGUAAUCGCUUAACGAACUUUGCACAAUUGAACACGUCUUUCUUACUGAAACCAGAUCCAGCAGCUUUGGACGACAAUUUGCCAGCAUAUGCCAGUAUGUCCGUAAUGAUCAGCACGACGAAAGCGCCACUUGCUAAGGAGUCGGUCGAAGUACACAAUGUGGAACCGUUGUUGCUGGAAACGCCAGCUCCAGUUAAUCAACUUGUAAACGAAUUGACCACAGAAGUCGCACCAGCUCCGGUGGCCUCUACAUAUGCCUCUAAGGAAGAUGUCAGCUUAAAUGAGGAGAAACCCGCCACACCUGCAAACAGCAAAGAAAAAAUAGAAAAAGAGCACGAAAAGGAACACAAAGCCGAGCUAUCGCUGGAGAAUGUAGAAGAAAGCGAGGUUGGCGUGGAUUUUGUUACUACAGAAGGAUACGUUGUUGUAGAUGAGACAGACAUAGAAACUAAUAGUUACGAAAAGGAAGCAACAGAAGAGAGCGCAAUACACGAAUCGAUUGAUAUUGGAACCACAGAACAAAAACAAACGGAGCAGGUUGACAGCAUUGAAAAAACUGAAGCCACUAAGAUCGAAGCAACUCGACCAACCGAAAUCCCUACUUUAAAACCACAAAUACCAUCUCUUUUGGAAAUAUAUGCCACACAACAACCACAACAAGAGAAUACUGGGGAUAUGUAUAAAACAGAGAAAAACAAGGAGCCCAUUCAGCAGUCAGCAGAAGCUGAAAGCUCUGUAGAACCGCUUCACGAAGCUGAGACAAUUGUUAUGGCAGAACAAUUAAGCGCCGAAGGCGCUAAUGAAGAAAAGAAAGAGGAAAUGACAAGUGCCGAAGUUAUUAUAACAGAAAUAGAGGAUAAUAAUGACGCGGAUAUAUAUAAACCCAGCAAAGUUCAUGAAGAUUCGCAUCAAUCCGCACAAACAGAAUUGGAGCAAAAGGAGCAAGUAACAACAACAGAGCAAUAUUUGACCAAAACUGAGAAGAUCGCAAUGGAUGAAAUAGUACAGUCGACUUCUACAGAGCAGGAGCAAUCAUCUCAAGAAGAAAGCACCCCGCAGAUAGUUAAGGAAUCAUCCAGUAAAAUGGAAGAAGAACAUCAAUCAAAUAGUCAGGAUGCGCAGACAGCUGAGGUAACAGACGAUGCUAUCGAAGCGCAAACUCAAGUCGUUGAACAUAUGGAGCUACAAAAAGAGGACCAUAAAGUGGAUACUAGUGAAGUGCAUAUAAGUAGCAAAAUAGAAACAACGGACAUUUCCAAUGCUACAGAUAUGAGUCAAAGCGACAGCAGUGGAAAUAAGAGUGCGGAGAAGGAGGUGUUCGAAAAUAAUUCCAACGAGAAAGUUACAGAAAACUUGGAAAUCUCUGAAGAACAAGAAACCAAUGAGAAAGAGUCGCUGGAAAAAAAAGACAGUAACGAUGUUACCACAAUCACACCAAUUCUCCUCGAUACAACUGCUGAGGAAACAAAAGAUGCUACAGCUGAAAAAGUCUCUACGGAGGCAUUCGUAAGCUCAACAGAAAAAGAAACUGAUAAUAUCGAAGAGGAUAGUGUGAGUAACGCCGCCAACUUGCAAAUACAAUAUACAAAUCUACCAACAACAACAAUAAAAUAUGAAACUAAUGAAUUAGAAGAUUCAGUAAAUAGUAAAGAAACAGUCGAAAGUGAGGCAACAACGGUGGCACCAGCAGAAGAAAGCACCACAACAGUCAGAACCGAAAACGAAGAAGAAAAUACUGGCAAUGAACCCGAGACAGUUACGGAUGUUACAGUUACAAUUUCCGAUGAAAUAGAUAGUACCGAAUCGGAUGAGGAUCCUUAUAUUAAACUUGGAGAAUCUACCAUCAAAUAUAGUGAAGAAGCAAAUAAUGUCAACACAUCUGGCGAUGGUAUUAUUAUCGAACAGGAAACCACAAGCGAUGAGAGUACUGACAUUGAGCUUACCUCACCAAUGCUACCACAGUCAAUACAACAAGAUGUGGUAGAAACGACUAAACCAGAAGAAGGGGACUCGACUGAAGACUCGGGAGAGCCAGCACAGUCAGAAUCGGCUGGAACAGAAUCUUCGGAAGCUACAGAUGCAGAUGUGGUUUUGGAACCCAACAAGUCAACUAUUUCGAAACUCAUCGUCUCUACUGAGCAAAUAACAUUACAAACCACAGCUAAACCUAUCGAUACAUUUGUAGCACAACAACAUCCUCAAAUUCCGCAGCUCAACUACGACCGUCCCGAUCCACAAAACGCCGCUGAUUCUGGUGAUCUUACAGCCUACAUUAUACCUAAAUUCCCUACCAGCCCAGCACUUGCUGUUACCUCAACAACAACGGAAAAAGCAUCGCCUUCCACAACAACCAGCAGCUCGACUACAACAACUUCCACCACUACAACGACAACAACGCCGAAACCAGCAUCUACUACAACUAAACGUAUACAUACACUCAAACCCGUGUCAUACUACAACAAACAGACCGGCAUAAACGCGCCAAAGCCCGCCGAACCCACGAAGGUCAUACCAUAUUCGUCUAAUACCGCACAACAGCGACCAAUGCAACGUCCAGCGCAGCUGAACAAUUUAAUGGCUACUUCUACACAAGCUACCCGACCACCUGUAAAGAUGGAGCCGAGCCCUUCGAACUCUAAGGGCCUCGAAGCGUCCACAGCUACUUUAGACGAAGAUCUGCAAUCAUUCGUUAAACUCUGCAAUGAAUUGGCAUUCAGCUAUUGGAAAUCCAUUACCUCAGAAAAAAUCAGCUCGGCGCGCAGUUUGGUAAUGUCGCCAUUUGCUUUAACAUCGAUGCUUUCAAUGGUUUUCCUCGGCGCACGUGGUAGUACAUCAGGCGAAAUGAACGAAGUGUUAAAGUUAGAUGACAUGGUCACUUUCAACCCACAUUUAGUUUUCCGAAAUAUCACCGACUCUGUAGAACGCGCCACAGAUAGCGACAUUGCGACAACCGCAUUCGUACGUGAGAUCUUCAGCGAUCGUUCGAAUGGAAAGAUAUUGCAAUUCUUCAAGGAAAAGACGCAACAAUUCUAUUCGGGACAUGUGGAGGAAGUGAACUUCCAUGUCGUGAACGAUGUGAUACGGCGUCGCACGAAUCUGUUAGUAAAACGCCACACCAUGGGCAAAGUGCUGGAAUAUUUGCGCACGAACAGUCUCUGGGUUAAUGGACCAUUGGCCACCAUUUCUGCCAAUCUUUUCCAAACCGACUGCAAACAUGGCUCAACACAGUUGACUGACGGUGAAAUGUUCUUCCAAGUACACCCCUCCGUACGCCAACGUCGUCUGAUACCCAUACCAGCGGUGCUGUACAAGAGUGGUUUUACCGCUGGAUACGAACCCAAAUUGGACGCAACAAUUGUUGCAUUCGGCAGCAUACAGGAUACUGUGAGCACAGUUUAUGUAAUGCCGGGUCAUCAGAGCACGCUCUCGCCAGCCGAAAGUUUGGAACGCCUUGAACGUGAACUUGUUGAACAGGCUUUCAGCAAGAAUGCUUGGAGUAGUGUACUCACCUCGCUAAUGGAUCGCCCCGGUAUGGAAGUGCAGCUACCACGUUUCUCACAUAGAUCAUUCGUAAAUGCAUCCUUGGGUUUGCAGAAGAUGGGACUUAAGGGUUUGUUCAAGUCCGAUUUUGCUGAUCUGCGUGGCCUUACCGGUUCUGCCAAUCGUGAUAUCUACCUAUCCGACGUCAUACAAAUCAACACUUUCAGCACUUGUGGAGAGGAGAAGAUUGCCGAUCACCAUCAUGUCGAAAUGUAUCCAGCGCCCCCAUUACGUAAACGUAACAAGGAUUUGGGCGCAAAUGAUGAUGGUGCCUAUGAUUCUUCUGAGGCCGUUAUCGACUUCGGUUCGCUAGUGCAUGAAUCAGCGCUCGGUCGUGGUUUCUACGACGAUCUACUCGACCCGAAAUACCUGGAACUGCCACUAUCACUGCGUCCACGACAGGCUCGCGUACCGGAUGCACCACGUUUACGCUUCGACAAACCAUUCCUCUAUUUCGUACGUCACAAUCCCACUGGCAUCAUACUCUUCAUGGGUCGCUUCAAUCCACGACUGCUGCCAUAAGGCGUAUGCAAUGCUAACGGCAGAUCCUGCGCCUUAUGCGCAUAUGCAAUUCUUUUGACUCAGAAGACUAAGAAUAACUAAACGGCAAAUGUUAGGCAAUUAAUUUUAUAAUAUUUGAAUACACAUACACUCAUACAUAUUUCAAUAUGAUUUGUGUGAAAAUCUUAAACUAAGAGCUUGUGUAUUACGUUAAGGCCGAACUAGCAUUUUCGUAGGUCGAGCGCAAUUUAGAGAAAUUUUAUUUGAAUUCUUUAUUUUGUUAUUUUAUUUAUUAUUAUUUUUUGUUUUUGAGAGCUUAGCAUUUACAAUUAAAUAAAUUAUUUUAAUCGAGUGACGCUGAGGAUACCAGACUUUUUUUGUUGUGCCUUAAUCUCGUAUCACACGCACCACCCGAAUUGGAUUCGAGAUUGAUGCGCGACAUGCAACUCGUUGCCGACACUUAUCUUUACGCUAGAUUUAUAAGUUGUACUUUAACAUUUUUCUAUGCAAAUUAUUGUUAAUUUAAUUUUUAUUUCGAUAUUUUACUAUUAUCGAUAAUACGAAACACACACUAAACUAUUAUCACUUAAGUUAUUGUCAAGAAAUCGCGGAAGAAAAUAAGAAAGCAUAGCUGUAUAAUGCAUAAAAGUGUUUUAAUAUUUAUAAAGUGUUGAAGGUGAGAAAUUAUGGUUUCUGUUUUGCUUAUAAACUUAGUAAAAGGUAUAUCAGUUAUAGUAUAUAAAUACACAUAUGCAUUUAAGACGCAUAUACGAAGGUGUUUAUCUAUAAGAAAUCAUGUAUUUAUACAAGUACAUAAAUGUAUGUCGUAACAAGGAGUUUCAAAUAAAACACAAAUAUUAUAUAAAAAAA
Molecule: messenger RNA, 9578 nt
Organism: Bactrocera oleae (olive fruit fly)
Lineage: Eukaryota; Metazoa; Arthropoda; Insecta; Diptera; Tephritidae
Source: RefSeq, a predicted model, not a curated record